AUGCUUGGCCCAAACUCGUUCGAUUUUUCUGCAAUCGAGACUGUUUUGGUCAACGUUGCAAACAGAAAUCAUCACGCUAUUGUCCGAGUAUAUGUUGAUUAUCCUGGAAGAAAUUUAAGUAUAUCUCUACCUGAUUUUCUUUGGAAUGGGCUUACGAUAUACUCUGGAGGUUCAGACCAAGGACUUUUUCCUGAUUAUAACAAUGAAACUCUGAUCAGUGCUAUGGUCACUCUCAUUCAUGCAUUAGGUCAAAAAUAUGAUGGAGAUAGUAGAAUUGGUUUUUGGCAAGUAGGUUUUCUUGGUCACUGGGGUGAAUGGCAUACCUAUCCUAAUGCAAGUAAUUUUGCUUCAACUGCUUACCAAAAUCAAAUCCUCUCUGCCUUUAAUUCUUCUUUUACAAAAACAAAAUUUCAACUUCGUUAUUUUCAUAUCACGGGAGACAACAAUGCGACAAGUUGGAAUGUAGGAUUUCAUGACGAUUCUUUCUUUCAAGAUACUUAUGGCGAAGCUUGGAUGUUCUAUGAAAGGAGUAUAUCAGUAGGAGCCGAUGCUCAAUGGAGAAGUCAGCCUAUAGGAGGCGAAGUUCGUCCCGAAUUGAUGCCUUGUGUAUUUACAAACGAUCCUGUAACGGCUUGUCAGACGAUAACUACACUGAAACCAUUAAACUGGAGCACUUGCGUACAACUGACUCACUCUUCUUAUCAGUGGCUGUCGUAUGCUUUCAAUAAUCCUGGUUUUUCUGGCUCGGACUAUGAUAGAGCUAUCAAUGGCUCUAUUAUGCAAGGUUACUCUUUCUUUGUAUCUGAAAUUACUGCAAAAGAGAUUACUUGUUCAGGAACUUCACAUGUUGUCAGAGUCAGUGUUACGAUGUCUAAUGUUGGUGUUGCACCUUUUUACUACCCACUUAUGCUCAAUACGAAAGCUGUUGAUACUACAACGGGAUCUUCCAUCUCAUUUAAAUCAAUCUCCGUUCCAAUCGUAAAUCAACUCGAUCAGAAGGCAUUUGUUUAUUAUUUCGAUAUGAUGGUCAAUACUAACACAACUAUACAGUUCUCCACUUGGCUUAGCAGUUCACAUCUUGUUGGAAAUCAAACGAUCGUGUUUGCUAUUUCGGGUGCUAGUGCUACAGGGGUUAUUCAACUUCCAGCAAUAUCUAUUGGAUCUUGUGCGACUCUGAACUCCAGUGCUGCUUGCACAUCUUACAUCGCCGAUGCUAAAGCAAAUGAUACUCGAGGUACUACAUACACCAUUAGUUCCGAUUCUAGUGUUUUCAAUAACCCGUGCGCUAUGACUUAG
Molecule: messenger RNA, 1296 nt
Organism: Adineta steineri
Lineage: Eukaryota; Metazoa; Rotifera; Eurotatoria; Adinetida; Adinetidae
Source: the annotation of a GenBank genome assembly